AUGAAAAAAAUACAUCCUAGUGAUAAAAUUAGUAGUUAAUAGAGCAAGUUUAAAAAGUCGAUGACGUUAAAGGCUCUCGGACAUAAAUAAGGAUUAAAGCUCAAGGAUAAUGAUAAACUAUUUAUGGAGGAAUUCGACAUUAUUAAGAUAUUUAAUUUGAGGCUUCAUAUCGAAAGCUUAUUAAAUUCAAAGUAUGGAAAAUAAAUAGAAACAGUCAGCUGCAUUCUUAGCUUUUUCUCAUCUACUCUUUAUAUUGUUAGUACUUAUGUGAAUAUAUCAUUUUUAAAAGAAAUAGACAUAAUUGUAAUUGUUUUGUACUCAUUUGAAUUAUGUUUGAAACUUUAUGUUUCUUAGCACAGAUUGCAUUUUUUAAUGGAAAUAUGGAGUAUUGUAGACAUCUUUUGUAUUAUUCCUAUAACUAUGCUCUUCUCUUCAGUUUAAUAUUAAUAAGGAUUUCAAAUUUAUCUCAAUAUUACUAGGAUAUUUCGUUUUUUAAGAGUAGUACGAUACAUAUAAAAAUAUUAUAAAGCUGGUGAUUCAGAAUUUAAAGGUGUUUAGAGGCAAAUUUAUAUCAUAUUCUUAACCAUUCUAUCAUUGGUAAUAAUAACUGCAGGUACUUUACUUUCUUUUGAAGCCCCUAAAAGGUAAGAAAUGAUAGAUGCUUUAACUAAUGAACAAAAAUAAUGCACUAUAUCUACAACAAAUCCUGCGACUUUCUAAGAAAUGAUAUAUUUUGUAGUUGUAAGUAUUUCUACCGUAGGUUAUGGUGAUGUUGUUCCAUAUAGCGAAAUGGGUAGAGCAACUGUUAUUGUUUUGAUUAUCAUAGUUAUUGUUAUUGUCCCUUAGCAAACGAAUGAGCUUAUAAGAUUAAUCAGCUUAUAAUCUGUAUAUGCAAGAACGAUUUACAAACCUAAUUCUGAUAUUCCACAUAUUAUUAUAUGUGGACAUGUAGAUGUGUCAGCAUUGAGGUUUUUCUGUAAUGAGUUAUUUCAUGAAGAUCAUGGCAAUUAAGAUAAAAAUGCUAUCAUACUUUAGUCCAAUAUUCCUUCAUCUGAAAUGGAGCUAUUUUUGAAUAAUUAAUAAUAUGAACACAAUUUAACUUACCUCUAAGGUAAUCCAAAAACAGAAAGAGACUUAAAAAGAGCUGCUGCAACUAAAGCCAAGACAUGUGUUAUCAUGAUAAACAAGUAUUCAGGUGAUUCGACUAGUUCUGAUCACAAAAAUAUCAUGACAGGUUUGUGCAUCAAAAAGAUAGUAUACCAUUUAACAAGAAAUAAUUUAAAUCUUUGCAUGUAAUUAAUCAAGCCAGAGAGCAAAUUUCACUACCUUUCAGCCUUAAGCUAAAAAUCGACUGAUUAGUUGAUAGUUGUUGAAGAAAUAAAAAUGAAUUUACUUGCUAAAUCAUGUUUCUGUCCAGGGAUUAUUUCUUUGAUAGGGAAUUUAAUUUAAAGUACUAGUGCAGAAGUGACUGACAACGAACCAACAAAGUGGAUAAGAGAAUAUAAAAAUGGUUUAGGACAUGAAAUGUAUCGCACUACACUUUCUGUAACAUUUAGUGGUUAAACAUUUUCAACAAUAGCAGCUAAAGUUUAUGAAAAAUUUCAAGCAAUUUUACUUGGAAUGGAAAUAGACAUCGAGGGCUAAACAGUCAUAAGACUGAAUCCUGGGUCAUACAUAGUGAGAAAUACUCCAGAAAACAAUGUUCAUGUUUAUAUUAUUUGUGAGGAUAAAAAUGUUGCAGAUAAAGUUGCAAGCUAUUAAAUGUCAGCCUAAGAUUUAAUUGAAUUUAACCAAAAGAAGUUACUCCAUUAAAAAAAGGAAAAAAAUGAAACUCAAGCUUUCGAAAGCGAUUAUUAGCAGCCUUUAAAGUUUUAUAAGAGUAUGAUAAACGAUAUUGACUCAAUAGCUAAUGAUUAUGUAGUCUUAGACGAAUCUAUUAGUUUAAUGUAAGCAACCGAAAAUUCCACUGAUGUGAAAAACCAUAUCCUUCUCUGUGGGUUUCAUCCAUCUAUUUAUUAUUUUAUAUUACCUCUAAGGGCUAAAUACUUAAAAGAAUACCAGCAUAUAGUCAUUCUUAGUGAUCAAAAGCCUACUCAAAUGUGGGAUUCUAUAUCUCGCUUUCCUUUCAUCACUUACAUUUAGGGCUCUCCAUACGUAAAGUAAGAUUUGAUUAAUGCUAAUGUAGCUUAUGCAGAUAAGGCAGUAAUUUUAGGAUAGGAAAUGACUAAUGAAUCUAAUAAUAACGAGGCCUUGGAUUAGAUGCUUGAUUCUGAAUCUAUAUUUAUUUAUAAAGCAAUUUAAAAGUUAAAUCCAAAAAUUCAAAUUAUGAUAGAGUUGGUUUAUCCUUCAAACAUUGAAUUUUUAAUUCCUUAAGAAGUCAGUCAUGACGAAAGUUUCAAGAGUGAAUUAACACCUCUUUAUGCUGCUGGAGAAGUAUACAUUUCAACUAUGGUAGAUGCACUUACAUGCUAAACUUUCUAUAAUCCUCACAUCCUUACUAUCUUUCAGCAAAUCCUUACAGGUGGUAACCACUCAUAAGAGCAAAGUCUAAAUAAUGAAAUAGAUAAAAUCAAACAAAGUAAUUUAUGGUAGAUUCCUGUACCUGAAGACUACUAUAAUAAAACUUUUGGUCAGCUCUUUCAUUACUUAAGUGAAUAAAGAGACUUAAUUGCUCUAGGACUAUACAGAUUAUCAGGAGCUCUUGAUAACAAGCAGCCAUAUACCUAUACUAACCCAGACAGCGAUACAAAACUGACUCCAAGAGACAAAGUUUUCGUGCUCUCUUACAAUAUACCAAAUGAUUUGAUUGGCAAAUCUGACAAUUUAAUGACUUACACCAAAGACAAAUUUUAUCAAAUGCUCAAACAAGAUAACAUGGUGAGGCAACCCCCGUCUUAGAAUAAAAUGAGUUAAGAUAAUUUGCAAGGAAAACAAUAACUAGCCUUAACUGGAGUUGAAUCCUUAGUUUCUAAUUUAAACAAAAACAAUUUUAAUUUUGAUCUUGAAAAUCUCAACAUAAGCUCCUCUUCCUAUUUAGCAUUAGAAUAAUUAAACAGUCAGCUCAAUGAACUCGAUAAAGACAUAAAUGAAAUGAAAUCUUCAAUAGCAGCCAAUAAUGAGAAAAUAUUGCAAUUUUCUAGAUAAUCUUUGCAGCAAGAAAUUGCUCAAAAUUAAAAUAAUAACAAUUCUUUGAUGUACUGA
This is a messenger RNA of Tetrahymena thermophila SB210, 3201 nucleotides long. RefSeq names its product cation channel family protein. Gene Ontology annotation, cellular component: membrane. NCBI's taxonomy places the organism in Eukaryota, Ciliophora, Oligohymenophorea, Hymenostomatida, Tetrahymenidae. The transcript has 14 exons. Gene Ontology annotation, molecular function: monoatomic ion channel activity. Gene Ontology annotation, biological process: potassium ion transport; transmembrane transport. The record is from RefSeq and is a predicted model, not a curated record.